AGGGGAGCAAAGGGUCAAAGCAACGAGAGCGGGGAGGCAGCCGCAGCAAUGAGGGAAUGCAGGGGAGGCAGGAGCUGGGAGGCUGUCUGACAGCUCCCGUCCCUGCCUGUCCCUCCUCCCCCAGCCUGUCCUCCCUCUCCCUGCGCUUCCCCCCUCCCCCGUGGGUGGGGGCGGGGCCCGGCCUGGUUACAAUGUAUCCGCCCGGUAGCAGCAUGGCGACUGGUAACAAGCGAAAGCUUGCCGCGCUCAGCGUCGAUGAGUUCCUCACCUCGGCGUUCGAUUCCGCCAGUCAGAGCGACUCGGAUGCCGAGGAGUUGGGAGCGGGCAGGAAGGAAAACAGCAGGUGGACGGUGAAGGUUGGAAAGGGCAAGAAAACCCCUCAGCCUAAAGCACAGGUAGAAAGUAAAGAGAAACCAAAAGGUGCUGCCCAAGAGCACAAGGAGCAGCUCUCGCGACUGAAGGAGAAGGAUCCCGAGUUCUUCAAGUUCCUAGCGGAAAAUGACCAGAAGCUGCUGAACUUUGACGACAGCGAUAGUUCGGACGAUGACGAGAACCAGCUGCAUGUCUUGCCGGAGGAGCUGGGGGUAGCAAGUGAUGAAGAGGAAGAGGAAGAGAAAGGACCAGCCCCAAAGAGCAAUAAAGCCAGAGACUCAAUACCAGUCACCGUCCGAAUGGUUGAAACCUGGAGAGAGGCAGCAGAGGACAAGUUAACGUUUAAGCUGUUACAUGAAAUUGUUAUGGCAUUUAAGGCGGCAGUCUCCACAACCAAAGGAGAUGACGAGAGUGGGCAACCUGGGAAAUACAAAGUAGAAGACAGUUCUGUCUUCAAUGCCUUAAUGUCAUUCUGCAUCCAGGACUUCGUCUCUGCCCUGCAGAAGCUCCUUCAGUUAAAACCAGAUGAAAAAAAGAAGUUAUUGCUUCCCUCCAGCAGCUUUCAGUGGCCAAAGAUCCGACAGGAUGUGAGUGUUUACUUGGCCGGACUUGUCCAGCUGCUGUCAAGUUUGUCAGAAGUCUCGGUGGUUAGUGCUGUCCUGCGUCACAUACUUCACUUGGUACCGUACUACCUCUGCUUUCCAAAGCACUCCCGUAUCCUCCUGAAGGAAGUGAUAGUGCAGUGGAGUACGGGAGAGGAGACGGUGCGAGUGCUGGCCUUCCUAAUCCUCAACAAAAUAUGCAGGCACAAGCAGGACGUGUAUCUCAAUCUGGUGCUGAAGCAAAUGUACGUGCCUACGUGAAAGAACUGUAAAUUUACAUCACCAAAUGUGCUCCCCAUGAUCAACUUCAUGCAGCGUAGCCUGACGGAGAUGUAUACGUUGGACUACCACGCUACUUACCAGCACGCUUUCAUUUACAUCCGACAGCUGGCCAUCCAUCUCCGAAACGCCAUGACCAUGAAGAAAAAGGAGACGUAUCAGUCUGUCUACAACUGGCAGUUCAUUCACUGCUUGUUUCUAUGGUGUCGUCUGCUGAGCAAAGUUUACCCCAAUGAAGUUCUGGAACCGCUCAUCUAUCCCCUGACUCAGGUUAUCAUUGGCUGCAUCAAGUUGUUACCCACACCUCGUUACUAUCCUCUUCGACUGCACUGUGUUCGAGCGCUGAUACUGCUCUCCGACUGCACCAGAACCUUUAUCCCGGUGACACCUUUCCUGCUCGAGAUUUUCCAACAGGUUGAUUUUAACAAGAAACCUGGGCGGAUGAGUGUUCGACCAAUCAACUUUGCUGUGAUUCUUAAGCUGUCCAAUGCAAAUUUACAGGAGAAAGCUUACAGAGAUGGUUUGAUCGAGCAGUUGUAUGACCUGACCCUGGAGUAUUUACAGACUCAGGCACACACUAUCGGCUUUCCAGAACUGGUGUUACCCGUUAUCAUUCAGCUGAAAACCUUUCUCAAAGAGUGCAAAGUGGCCAAUUACUGCAAGCAGAUCAGGCAGCUGUUGGAGAAGGUGCAGGAGAACUCUGCCUUCCUGACCAAGAGGCGACAGAAGGUCACGUUCGGCGUGGCGGAUAAAGAGGCUGCGACAUUAUGGGAGAAGGAGGUGAAGGAGGAGGGUCCACCUCUGCAGAAGUACUACACCAGCUGGAAGAAGCUGAGAGAGAAGGAGAUUGCACUGGAGAUUACCGGCAAGGAGCGGCUGGAAGACCUGAAUUUUCCGGAGAUCAAACGCAGGAAGUUGCAAGAGAGCAAAGAGAAAGACAGGAAAGAAUUCAGGGAUCUCUUUGACUCUGACAGCAGCUCUGAUGAUGAAAGCUGUGGAUUUAAAUCUAAAGGAGCUUCAAAGAAGAGCAAUGAAGACAUCGUGAAGGAUCUGUCAGACAUGAGUAGUGACGAUGCAGAGCAGGAUGAAGAUGACGAGUUGUCUUUUGAAGAUGAAUCAGACGAUAACGAUGAAGUUGCUGUAAAGCCCAGUCGUGCUGUUGCGAAGAUGUCACGUUCUGAGUUGGAGUCACUUGUAGAAGGAGAUGAGGAUGUUGUUGAAGAUCUGGAUUUUUCUGAUGAAGAUGAAUGAAGUCAGCCUAUGAAUCCUGGCAGCGGAGAGAUUAUCUGUUACUGUCCCAACACCUUGACGACUGUUGGAUUCCUUCGGAUUGUGCAUCCUCAAAGGAGCAAGCUGACCAACUAUGUCUUUGCACAGAUACCAAUGUGGCCCCACAAAGUACCCUCUUCCACAAAACCCAUUUUAAGGGGAAGAUCCCUGGAGAAAUCUUUACCUGAAAAAUUGUUGGAACCUUUAUCAUUCCCUUACCCACCAUGACCCUCUGCAGAACUAAAACACCAAAAGCGAAGUGGUAUUUUACAACAGUGAGGUUAAUAGCAGACCAGCAUCGAGCUACCAACCACAGAAUAAUCUGGUCAUUGGAAUUCCAGUUGUGAAAAGAAUUCCAGGAGGCUCAUCCAGAGUCAGGGAAUAUUGAUCGCGAGGAAUGAUGGACCUGUGUGCAUCAGACCAUCGACUAAAGCCUAGCCUUUCAGUCCUGAUCAUUCCGCAGCGUUCGUCCGCAAUCUCAUUUCAUUAUUGUGCAGCAUUUUCACACUGACCUUUCUGUAUGUUGUAAUCUGCCAACAGUGUUUAGUUAUUUUAUGUAGACAAAAUAAACCAGUGGUGAAACUGUUUCACCUUGCUUUUGAGAA
Molecule: messenger RNA, 3127 nt
Organism: Pristis pectinata (smalltooth sawfish)
Lineage: Eukaryota; Metazoa; Chordata; Chondrichthyes; Rhinopristiformes; Pristidae
Gene: noc2l
Product: NOC2-like nucleolar associated transcriptional repressor
Exons: 19
Biological process (GO): negative regulation of transcription by RNA polymerase II; ribosomal large subunit biogenesis
Cellular component (GO): Noc2p-Noc3p complex; nucleoplasm; nucleolus
Molecular function (GO): histone binding; transcription corepressor activity
Source: RefSeq, a predicted model, not a curated record